This is a messenger RNA of Drosophila mojavensis, 3380 nucleotides long. RefSeq lists its product as uncharacterized. The record is from RefSeq and is a predicted model, not a curated record. The transcript is spliced from 5 exons. The coding region runs from base 1229 to 3211 and encodes 660 amino acids. Lineage: Eukaryota; Metazoa; Arthropoda; Insecta; Diptera; Drosophilidae. Gene Ontology annotation, molecular function: serine-type endopeptidase inhibitor activity.
CUAUCCGUGACAUAAAUAGAACUGUUCGAACUAUCGCAAGUAAUAGUCUGACCCAGUAUAGCUUUAGCAGGAAGGAUCUAUUUGAUGGAGUGACGCAAAGGUGUGAUUCGGUUAUCAGAUUGUCUAUCCUUAGAAGAUCCUUAAACAUCUCAAGAAUGCUCUGCUGCUUGAAUUGAGAGCCGAUCAUGCAGGCCGUAAACAAUAUGAAUGAGAUUAAGGGCUGAGAAUAGACUAAGACGUUCAUAAGCUUGGAGUACGUAGGAAUUAUCGGGUACAUUUUCCAAUAUAUUAUAUUGACCCGGCAGAGCGCACAGAAUACAGUUGCACAAAUUAUCCGACCAUAGAUGCGCAUUACGCGCGACUUUCUGAAUUGGCCCGUGCGAAUAUCAAAGUAGAAGGCAGCGACGCCGUAAGACAUCAGAAAAUAUGUUAUCCACGCGUACAUAACGUGGUUUCCCGAAGACAUUUUUCCGCCGACUGAACAGUGUAGAGCUGCAUUCGCUGAGCUGAACGAAAAUUAAUUUGAGAAAUGCAUUUAAGAUGCGUGAGUUGAUAAAAGGAAAUGUGACAGCUCAGUGGGGCUAACACUUACUGUUAUUUGCAUAAUGUAUAUGGUUUAAGUGUCCAGUUAUGAAAGAGUUUGGUAUUGCCAAGUAAUAUCUUAUAGUUGAAGUGUAAAAGACUUGACUGCCAAAGUAUACCCAACAGACGAUAUAGUCUUGGUCCAUUCAGCUAUGGCCGACUCAUCGAGUCUUAACGGGGUCUAUGGUCAUAGAGGGGUUGUCUCUUUUCAAUAAUGCCGAAACACACACGAAAGCAUCACAGCUGCCGAACACAUCGAUCGGAUUGGAUUUGAUGUUUGGAUCAUGCGUCGCGCGUUCAACAUUGUUUAGUGCUUUGGCAGCAAUCGCGUCAAUCAGUCGGACGAGCGGAUCGUAAACUCUAAUUAAACUACAAAAAAAAAAAAAAAAGUUUGCCAAAGCAAUUGCAAACGAAAAUGUGUGGGGCUCAGUUCGCUUGAUAGUUGGGAGAAAAUUAGAGAACCUUGGAUUCGAGCUAACCAUUUUCAAUUAGAGGCGAAAAUAAUGCAAUUUAUGAACGCGCACAGAAUUUGCGACAUUUUUUGCUAAACGGAUUUCAUGCUUCAGUUACACUUACAACAGCAACAACAACAACACCAUCAUCCACUAAUAACACUGAAUUAAAAAAACAGUUAGCGCGUUUAUCAAUGUGCAAGGUCAGAGCCAACAUGACCCUCGGAGCACACCUCAUGUGCAGCUUGAUUGGGCUAGGGCUGCUGUUGUUGCCCGGCCACGCCCACUACAUACAAAUCGAUCACGAGGAGUUUCGGGCCAGUGGCUAUCCCCAUCCACCGCCGCCACCAGCUGCACUGACGCCGCUGGAGCUGGAGCGUCUGCCGCAUGUGCUGGCCAAGCAGCUGACGCCGGCUGAGGUGAUGGUCGAUCUGACCAACGAUCUGACCCAUCGGCUGCUCCACUAUCACUCCAUACUCAAUCGGAAUAACUUUGCGUUCUCGCCGACGGCACUGGUCAGCGUGCUGGUGGCCCUCUACGAGGGCUCCACGGCCAGGAGCGCCACAGAGCUGCGCAAUGUGCUUCAGCUGCCCAGCAAUCGUGACGUCAUACGCGUCGGCUACCGUGACAUACACCGACGGCUGCGGACCUACUUCUUCGGCUCCGACAAUCCCCUGAAGGGGCUCAGCCUGAGCCGCGCCAAUGUGACCGUGCUGAAGGACUUUGAGACUGUGCUCAUGUUCUAUGGCUACGAUCUGAGUGUCGACAUGACCUCGUCGACGCCAGCGAAUAUGACAGUGGGCGUGGCCAAUGCCACCGUGGCGGGCAAUGCGACGGCUGAGGAGAUGCAGGCUCCGACAAGCACGCCCCAGGAUGUGGACACAACAGCAGCAACCGAGCUGCCCACUAGCACCACCGCAGAGCCAGUCACCAGCACAGCCAUGCCCACGACCACCACAACAACAGAGGAGACAACCACAACCACAACUGAAGCGGAGACAACAGCCACAGAGGCGGCUACAGAGGCUACCACCUCCGCGGAGGCCUCUGAGGCCGCUGAGCCAGCCGCCGGCGAGGAUGAGGCAGCCGAGCUGGUGUCCGCCUUUGUCGCCGAAGAGGAUGCCGAACCCUUUCUGCGCAUACAAAAGGCGCGCGUCUCGCGUCUGCCCGUUAGCAAGCUGCAGGCACCGCUCAAGCACUCCAAUCCCAUAACGCCUAAGCCCGGCUAUUUGCCCAGCGCUCGCAUUAGCGUCCUGCCCAUGAUGGCCCGUCAGAUGGCAGAUGUGCGACCCACACACCGACAGACUGUGCCUCACUUUGGCGCACGUUCAGCUGCGCCCACGUCCAUGUCCUCGCCUAACACAACGCGCAGAUCGAAUGGGGCGACUCGGCACAAGCGCCAUGUGUUGGGCUACAAAGAGCUGGACGCGAAUCUCUUUGUGACGCUGUUCAGCCCGCAUGCACCACAUGGCCCACCACAUCCGCUGCCCAUACCGCCGACAGCAGCCUUUGCGCACAUCUCAAACGACUUUGAUCCGCACUUCAUCAGCGAUGGAGCUGAGGGCAAAACCAACUACAAUACGGAUGUGAUCAGUCAUGUGUUCUAUCUGGGCAGCCAGCAGGUGGUGCACACCACAUUUAAGGUGUACAAUGCGGUGCUCUACUACAAGUACUUCGAGCAUCUGAAGAUGAGCGUGCUGGAGCUGGAGCUGGACACACCCGAGUACAAUUUGAUGAUCUUGCUGCCCGACUACCACAUGGACAUUGUGGCCGCAGCUGCCUCGUUGAAGCUGGGGCCCACGCUGCGGCUGAUGCGCAAGCAGCUGAAGCCACGCUGGGUGCAGGCCAUCAUACCCGACUUCAAGCUGCACGGCACCAUGUUCCUGACCAACGAUCUGCAGAAUAUGGGCAUCUGUGAUAUCUUCGAGCCGAACCGCGCCGACUUUCGACCCAUGACUGAGGAGAAGGGCGUCUAUGUGCGACACAUUGAGCAAUCGAUCGAUGUCAACAUCCGAACGCAUCCGAUCAAUCAGCUCAAACGCAACACAGGCGCCCAAACGAAGCCCAUACAGAUCUCUGUGAAUCAUCCGUUUCUGUUUUUCAUCAUCGAUCGCGACUUAGACGUGGCCGUCAUGUCGGGCCGCAUACUCAAUCCACUCAAUGUGCGCAUACAAUGAGCUCUGGGCACUGGAGCACAACGAAGGUCAACGGAUUGAACAGCAUUGAAAGCGAAGUUGGAAGCAUUACUUGCUUCCUGGUGCCAGCCUAACAUACAUCUUCAGUUGUACAAUUGUAAUGUAAAUAAUGCAAAUGUUUUCUUUUUAUAAAUGAUGCUCACUUUUUUUA